This is a messenger RNA of Babesia ovata, 3099 nucleotides long. Its product is annotated as erythrocyte membrane-associated antigen, putative. The record is from RefSeq and is a predicted model, not a curated record. Gene Ontology annotation, biological process: RNA 3'-end processing. Lineage: Eukaryota; Apicomplexa; Aconoidasida; Piroplasmida; Babesiidae. The transcript has a single exon. Gene Ontology annotation, molecular function: nucleotidyltransferase activity. The coding region runs from base 1 to 3099 and encodes 1032 amino acids.
AUGCUACGGUCGGCCUACACUCGAUGUGCCGCGGAGACGCGCGAGAGUUCUAAACCCGCCCGUGAAAUGGCGUCGCAGGGUCUGAAGGCCGUGCAUCUGGCUAAUCAGGGUUGUGAAAUGCGCCCUCUGUCCAGCAUCAAUGGGGAGGCGAUUGGCAUUCGUGACAAGCAGAAGGAGUCCGGAUAUAUGGUCUCAAGCAUGAGCACAUCGCCGGGCUCUUUCAAGAUGCAGGCGACGCCGACGUUAGACGUCCACUCGCCUACUUCAAGCACUGAAAACUGCUGUAACUACAGCUGUUGGGAUGGAUUUACUGACUCGCUUGAGACCCACCGGUUCAGCACCGAGUGCAUGCACGGCUGUACGCCGCCCUGUAAAGUGUCCGAUGGAUUUAAUAAUGGAGGCAAUUCGUUUGCGACAGAUGAAACAGUGUUUUCGUGUGACGAAAGGCCUCCUGAUGUGUUCGGGCAGUCGGAGAAAGCCCUUUCACCGCGUGUUGUUAGGGUGGUGGAAACAACGGAAGCGUCGGAUGCAGUCUCAAGCGACAUAUCGCCGACGUGCUACGACAGUUCUUCCGAUUGUACAGUGUCAAAGCUUGCCACAGGUCGGGAUCGGAGUACGAGUGACGAGGACUCUAGUUCCUCCUCCGACUCGCCCACCGGCGACGGAGCCUACGGUUACAAAAGCUCAGGGAAGAAUGCGGAUUCACGCCUUGCUAAAAUAGAGGUGGAUGGAACAGAUGUUAGUGGGGAUGACAAUCGCUGUGUACAACGAAGUAUUUGCAACAAGCCUUUUAGGCAUGUAUCACAUCUCACGCUAGAAAAUUGGAGUGAAACGGAAGACAAUACAAUAAAGCCAUGUAUCGAUUUGCAACGAUUGCCGUUGGCUAUGCAAAGCGGUUACGAGUUGCGCGGAGGGCAUCUCGUUUCCUGGUCAAGCGUGCCCAAAACUGGCAGCAGCACCGAAAGUAAUGUAGAGUGGAGCGCUACGGAGAUGCACAAUUUACUAGAAACGGUGGCAUCCGCGAUAGUCUCCACAGAAUAUGUAUUAAAUAGCCUCGUGGAAAGGAUAACACCCACGAGAACCUGUCGGGCAAACAAAUUAUACCUCUUCAAUGUGCUCAAGAGGUUCAUCAAGUACUGCCUGGGUGAUGACGCUCAUGUGUACAUAGCGGGAUCCACCGCAAACGAUAUAGAUAUAGACUACUGCAAUUUGCUGUCGGUGCCGUUUUACAGCGACCUCGACAUCGACGUAAUAUUGUCGCGUUAUGGAUCUAACGCGAUGACCAUACUUAGGCAAAUUUUCCACAACCUGUGCGAGUCUCAAGCGGUGCUGAAGGGCGCGGGCAUGGUUUCCAACUGGACAAUCGGAAGGUCCGCCUUCAAGCUCGUCGACUCUGCGCGGGUGCCAAUUAUAAUUAUACGAACGAAGAAUGGGAUGCUCUGCGACGUAUCGGUUAAUGCAGCAAACUCACUGAAACACAACAAGCUGUUUCACGAAUACAUCGAGAAAUAUCCAAUAAUGCGAAGUCUCAUGCGGCUGAUCAAGCAUUGGCUCAAAUUUAGGGGAAUACCGGCCACAAAGGAGGGCGGGUUCCCGACCAUACUAUGGAUGUUCCUGUUCUGCAAUGCCUUCGACAUUGGGGAAACUUAUCAGAUCGGCAAUGCGUCACGUGCACGCAACGUAUCGGCCAUGUGCGAAAUGCUGUUGUCAAGAAACAUACUACGUGGUGACGUUGCGUCUGUACCGUUGAGCCACAUCUCCCUGCUGGCCGCGCUGGAGAAAACGUUCAGAACGCUCGCCGAGGGUAACAACCUCAUCGAGAUGGUAAACGCGGCAACUGCUCACGGGCGGGUGCAAGAUGCAAGCAACAGGAACAUACCAACGCGGUGGAGCAUGGGCGAGAUCGGGAGAAAGCUCGUAGAACUUAUCGAAGUCGAGCCCUAUGUCCCGUUUGCCACAUGGCUGGUGUAUUAUUACGAGAUUUGCCGAACUGAGGAGGGUUUAUCUAAGUACAUGGAAUGCAUCGAGACGCUCGUAUCGCUGUCCAUAUGCCUCCGUGUGUACGAGACACUCGAUGAUCCCGAGAACAGUAAAGCGAUGGCGGAGAUUAGAGCUCUCAUCAUUCAGGUAAAGCACGUCUUCGGUUAUAACCUAUUUUACCUGCUGCAUGAGAGCAGACCGGUGUUGGAGAAUGUACAGAGGUACGUGCAGCGCACGGCACACAUGCUGCGCAUCACGCCGGAUUCCUCAGACAUGAUGGAGAGUACACGCAUGCUUAUAAAUCACGUUUCUGAACAGCUAUCUUCCAUCGUCACGGGUGUAUUUUACGAGUCUUACGACAAGGUGUACUCUAUACCGGCCUCAAUAGAGCCGCCGACGCCGAUAAUGCCUAAGGCGCAGCGCGAUAUCCACGACCCGUUGUGCAGCCCCCAGUCCUCGGAUGGUGGCAUCUGGAGCGACACCGGGUGGCUGAUCGUUGCGAUGGAGGGCAAGCUUCACAUCGUCAAGGCCUUCAAGGUUUGCGUCAAGUGGGACAGCUGGUGGUCGACCUACUUCGUCAGUCGCCGCGACACGAAGGCCGUUUUCCACGGCUUUACCUACCGCCAGGUAAGCGUCGCCGGGAGGGGCGACCGGAAACCAGACAACGAGCUGCCCCGGGUUCUAAUACGCCAGGGUGCGCUCGAGCUCUUCCACCCCUGCGACAUCGUCUCACGGCUCUACGUCGUCAAGGUGAUGAAGGGCGAGCAGAGCGUCAGCUCCCACUACUACAGCCUCGACAUGUUCUCUGGCACCAAGACGUUGUACGUCUUGCCGGGGUUCGAGGUAGCACGCUUCGAGCAGUUGAGCCGCGUGUGCGCCAGGUUGCUCGCGAACGCUGGGCCCGAUGCCUUCCGUACGAUACCGCGUCCCGACCGGUGCCACCACUGCGGCGCCAUCACGGUGACGGGUCGCUUCGUACCCAACGAGCUGAAGAUAUCGCAGCGCAAGCGCAAGAACCUGCGCCACCUGCUCAUCUGCCCCAGGUACAACGAGUACUAUCGCCAUAUGCAGGCUAGCCUGUGGCGCGUCGAGCGGAGCAUCCGCCGGCAACCCAUCUAG